Molecule: messenger RNA, 2368 nt
Organism: Phyllopteryx taeniolatus (common seadragon)
Lineage: Eukaryota; Metazoa; Chordata; Actinopteri; Syngnathiformes; Syngnathidae
Product: dickkopf-related protein 1-like
Exons: 4
Coding region: 193-951 (252 amino acids)
Biological process (GO): negative regulation of canonical Wnt signaling pathway; multicellular organism development
Cellular component (GO): extracellular region
Molecular function (GO): receptor antagonist activity; co-receptor binding
Source: RefSeq, a predicted model, not a curated record
GGGCGACACUGGAGACGUGCCUGCUACGCUACAGAGAGACUCUCCUUGGAAAACUGUUUUUUUUUUUUUUUUUUUUUUUUAAAUAUAUAUAAAGAGGGAAUUCCUGGACUUGUUCUUUUGGCCGUCAUCGACAACAACGAGCAAAAAUAGUAACAAAAAAGAAAAAAAGAAAAAAAGAAAAGGAUCCCGACCAUGCUGAUGCGAUGCGCUGCGCGUUGCUUCCUGCCUCUGUGGCUCCCGCUGCUUGGAUCCGUUUACGCGGGGCCGAUUCUCCUCAACUCCAACUCCAUCAAGAACUUCGAGGCGGUCAGCCCCAGUCCGCGCACUUCGCCGCCGCCGCCGCCGCCGCCGCCGCCGCCGCCGCCGGGCAGCCUGGGACACAAAUCGGCCGCGGACACCUUGCAGGAGUCAGGCGUGUGCGCGGACGACGACGACUGCGGCGCGGACGAAUUCUGCAACGACGCCCGCAGCGUGUGUCUGCCGUGCCGCAGGAACCGGAAGCGUUGCGCGCGAGACUCCAUGUGUUGCGCCGGGAGCCGCUGCAGCAACGGUGUGUGCCAGACGAAUGACAUCGACGGCCCGGAAUCUUCCGCCAUAACGGGCCGGCAUAUACACAACAACACCAUGGAGCAUCAUGCCAAGAAGCCGCUCACUGCACUCGAAGCCCACACUGCGAAAGGUCAGGAAGGGGACACGUGCCUGCGCUCGGCCGACUGCGCCGAGGGUCUGUGCUGCGCCCGCCACUUCUGGUCGCGCAUCUGCAAGCCGGUGCUGACCGAGGGCCAGGUGUGCACGCGCCACCGCCGCAAGGGCACCCACGGCCUGGAGCUGUUCCAGCGCUGCGACUGCGGCGACGGCCUGGCGUGCCGGCCCGAGAGAGGCGAGCGAGAGCAGCACGCAGGAGUCAGCAGGACGUCGACCCGGAACCUACACACCUGUCAGAGACGCUGAUGCGCACACACACGCGCACGCGCACACAAACGGGUCACAGACACUGACACACACACACACACAUAUGCCAACACCCAAGACUUUCUUUCCUGCCAACGCUGCUGACACCGAGACAGCGCCAGGAAGUGAAGACGCACUUCCCGGGAAAAGUGAUACACCCGCAGAGAUGAUGGACUGAUCUCGUUGCCUGUGAAUGGAUGAGAGGGGAUGUAGAAGUGGAGUGUGUGUGUGUGUGUGUGUGUGUGUGUGUGUGGGGGGGGGGGGGGCUCAAUUGUCAGCAGUGGUUAAUGGCAGAGCUGUUUUUUUUGUUUCUGUUUUUAUGGAACUUGAAGCGUCGGUUAUUGCAGUAAAUUACUGCAUUGUGAAUGACGGCUGGGGAACCUACAAGAGAUAAUUAACCCACGAAUGCUCAUAAUAUAUAAUAAAACAGCGAACACACGUUUAUCGCAGCGGACACAUUCCGGACUCACCCGCAACAGGUGAAAAUCUGCACUAUGGAGAGACCAUGUAUUUUUUUGGACAGGAUAGACUUACCCCUCCCAAAUGCUUUAAACACGUUUAAAUGUAUUCAACCCUUUUUUAAAGUAUUCCUUAGCGCCUGUUUUCACUCUCACACAGUCAAGAAAAAGGAGCCCCGUAGUAUAAUAUCACUUUGAGGAAACAAAUAGUAACGUGUAAAGCGUGCUCGCGUUACGAUUUGUCCUUCCCAUGUGUAGUUUACUUUACAAACGGACACGUAACACACAAGAGAAAUAAUGAUUGCAUAUUUAAACAACAAACCAUGUCAUUUUCGUAUCACACAUUUAGCUCAGUGCUAAAAUAGCAUGCGGAACGGCACAGAUGGGCUAACGCAAAUUAGCAUGGAGGUUACGGUUUUUAUAAAUGUUGAAACAACUACUAUUUAAACGCCAAACCACAUAAUUUCGUCGAACAAAAAGUUUGCUUAAUGCUAAGAUAUAAUAAGAAAACUGCAUAGGAGUGCUCACAGAAAUUAGCAUCGAUGUUAACGGUAAUUGUCAAUGUUUUAAACAGCUACAGCGACUUUAACACAAACGGAGCAGCAACACAUACAACCAGCACGUUCUUCUUCUUCUUCUUCUGCAAAAAGCCGUCAACAAAAAACAAUUACCCCAAAAAUCCGUGAUAUGGCGGCGGUAACACUGUAAAGUUUGGUCAUCGUAUGUUUUCGUAAGUUUAGCAUGGACUGAACUGUCCCGCAGAGGUCGGGAAAAGGUUCCUCAGCCCUGUUGUAAAAAGUACUCUGGGUGUGGCAAUUAAUUGAGCUAUGGAGUCAACACCAGUAUUAUAACAACACGGUGCUGCAUGCAGUGUAAAUGUGUUACAUAUUGUUUUAUAAGAAAGCGUUAUCUAUAUAUUGAGAAUGUGAAUGUUUUAUUAAACACUACUCUUAAUAGCC